This is a messenger RNA of Leptosia nina, 792 nucleotides long. NCBI's taxonomy places the organism in Eukaryota, Metazoa, Arthropoda, Insecta, Lepidoptera, Pieridae. The record is from the annotation of a GenBank genome assembly.
AUGGACUCGCUAUGCAAGGACCACUUCCUGCAGCGACAGUACCGUAAGCUGGACGGCGGAGUCCUUUGGUCCCGCAACGAGAGGAACCUGGACUGCACGGUCACCUUUCAGACGCACAGCAUCCUGCAGCGGUUCAUGCUGCACUUCGAUCUGCUGCAGCUCGACUGUAACGAUCACCUCUACGUGUAUGACGGCGCUCACGCCACAGCACCACCGAAGGCGGACCUGUCAUGCCGCAACACGAAGCAACAGGUCGGCGCGUUGUUCACGCGCAGCAACUUUGUCACUCUCAAAUACGUGACGGACAACUGGGGCACCGAUGCCAACGGGUUCAAGCUGGUCAUCACUGCCGUCAAGGACCCAAUAUUCCUUCCAGAGCACGGCUGCAAGGAGUUCCGGUGUAAGCAGCGCGAGUUCUGCGUGAGCGCAGACCUCACCUGCGACGGGGUGGACCACUGCGCCGAUGGGUCGGACGAGGACACGGCCGCUCUCUGCCCCGAAACCGGUGGCGGUAGUGCGGGUGAGGCGUGGGUGGCGAUAGCAGCGGGCUCAGCAGCGCUACUGCUGCUAAUAGUGGUCGCGCUGCUAUGCUGCUACUGUCGGCGGAGAGCUCCCAACCGUCGCACACAUUUACAUUUAGAGCAAAUGGCGAGCAGCAACGGCGCCGGCACCAAGGCUCCCUGCUCGCCGGGCAGCGCCACGCGGCUGCCGGGAAACUGGGCGCACCCUGCGGGCCCGCGCGGGUACAGGGCGGCGCGCCCGGGCCGCCUGCGUGCGCGGGCGCAGCGCUGA